GAGGAGGAGGAGGAGGACUGGUACCGUGGUUCCUGCAGGGGGCAGCGGCGUGGCCGAGCCCCGCCCGCCGUGCAGCCGCCAUCGCCUUCCCCCGCAACGCUGCGCCCCCCGCGGGGUCCGCCCGCCCCUCGGCGGCGCCUCCGCCGCCGCGCCCCGGGGCCCGGGGCUGCUCCGUGCCGCAUGGCAGCCAUGCCCUGCUCCCAACCGUCCCCCAGCAAGAGGCACAUGAGCUCGGCGCCCGGGGAGCCCUCCGCGAGGCUCCGCUUCACCAAGCUCUCCGAGAACGCUUUCGCUCCCUCCAGGGGCUCCGCUCGAGCCGCGGGCUACGACUUGUACAGUGCCUACGACUGUGUGAUACCACCUAUGGAAAAGGCUGUAGUGAAAACAGACAUUCAAAUUGCCCUUCCUUCUGGUUGCUAUGGCCGAGUAGCACCGCGUUCUGGCUUAGCUGCAAAGCACUUCAUAGAUGUUGGUGCUGGUGUUAUUGAUGAAGAUUACAGGGGAAACAUUGGUGUGGUACUCUUCAACUUUGGCAAGGAGACUUUUGAAGUUAAGAAAGGGGAUAGGAUUGCCCAGCUCAUCUGCGAACGCAUUUUCUAUCCUGAGCUAGAAGAAGUUCAAGCUCUAGAUGAUACAGAACGUGGUGAAGGUGGCUUUGGUUCUACAGGAAAGAACUGAAAAUUAUUUUAAUAUGCUUUCUGUGUUGUUGCUUUUUUGUUACUCCUAAAUUUUCAUUUGAGUUAGGAGUGGAAUUUAGAUGUACAUAAAAAUAAUCUCAAGUUUUAUACAACAUUUCUGUACUUGUUCUCCUUUUUAUGUUUAUAGGCAGUUAAUUCAGCUGCAUUAUGGGGGAAAUGUGCAUGAAUGACUUGAUCGAUUGGUUGAUGAUUUAUUUUUUGUAGCUUUUUGGUCCUCAGUAAUAAGUACUUGUUUGUGCUGAUUAUACUGCAAUAAAUUUAAAAAUAAUUUAACAA
Molecule: messenger RNA, 974 nt
Organism: Cygnus olor (mute swan)
Lineage: Eukaryota; Metazoa; Chordata; Aves; Anseriformes; Anatidae
Gene: DUT
Product: deoxyuridine triphosphatase
Exons: 7
Coding region: 181-678 (165 amino acids)
Biological process (GO): dUTP catabolic process; dUMP biosynthetic process
Molecular function (GO): dUTP diphosphatase activity; magnesium ion binding
Source: RefSeq, a predicted model, not a curated record